GCCCCAGCACCCCCCGUUUCUCUGCCCCCCGCCCCCGAGCCGCGGCCAUGGACCCGGCGGAUCCGGCCUGCCCUGGCCCAGCUCGACACCUGAUUUCGGCAAGGUGACCAUUCUGGCUGCUAGAGUGAGUGUGCCAGCCUGGGUGAGGAGGCAGAGACAGCCUGCUGGGGCUUCUCUCACUUGUUCCCACGGCCUGAUGUCAGAGGCCAUGGACCAGCCAGCCGGGAGUCCUGGAAACCCAAGGCCAGGAGAAGGUGGUGAUGGCAGCAUGGAGCCGGGCACCUGCCAGGAGCUCCUGCACCGACUGCGGGAGCUGGAGGCAGAGAACUCGGCACUUGCCCAGGCCAACGAAAACCAGCGGGAGACCUACGAGCGCUGUCUGGACGAGGUUGCCAACCACGUGGUACAGGCGCUGCUGAACCAAAAGGACCUGCGGGAGGAGUGCAUCAAGCUGAAGAAGAGGGUGUUUGACCUGGAACGGCAGAACCAGAUGCUGAGCGCGCUGUUUCAGCAGAAGCUCCAGCUCACCACAGGCUCCCUCCCUCAGAUCCCACUCACCCCGGUCCAGCCGCCAUCAGAGCCACCAGCCUCUCCCUCCCUGAGCUCCGCCGAGGGACCGGCCACUUCACUGUCUCUGGGGCACUGUGCUGGGCAGAGAGAGGUAUGUUGGGAGCAGCAGCUGCGGCCAGGAAGCCUGGGACCCCCCACUGCCCCACCCCCAGCACUGGAUGCCCUAUCCCCAUUCCUUCGAAAGAAAGCCCAGAUCCUGGAGGUGCUGAGAGCCCUGGAAGAGACUGACCCCUUGCUUCUGUGCUCACCUGCCACCCACUGGCAGCCUCCAGGCGAGGGUCCUGGCUCCCCAGAGCCCAUCAAUGGCGAGCUGUGUGGCCCACCCCAGCCUGAACCCUCACCCUGGGCCCCCUACCUGCUACUAGGCCCUGGUAGCCUGGGAGGCCUGCUGCACUGGGAGCGCCUCUUGGGGUGUCUAGGGGAGGAAGAGGGUGCUGGGCGGCCCUGGGGCCCUAGUAGGGGCUCCCCCCAGGCCCAGGGCACCAGCUCUGGUCCACCCUGUGCCCCAGGCAGCAGCUCUUCCUCCUCUUCUGAUGAGGCAGGUGACCCCAACGAGGCACCCAGCCCCGACACCCUGCUCGGGGCCCUGGCCUGCAAACAGUUGAACCUGGGCCAGCUCCUUGAGGACACAGAGUCUUACCUACAGGCCUUCUUGGCUGGGGCUGCAGGCCCACUCAACAGGGACCACCCAGGUCCCGGGCAGCCAUCUUCCCCAGACCAGGGGCCCCCACAGCUGUCCAAGUCCAAAGGCCUCCCCAAGUCAGCUUGGGGUGGGGGCACCCCAGAGGCCCACAGGCUGGGCUUUGGUGCUACCUCAGAGGGCCAGGGGCCCCUCCCAUUCCUCAGCAUGUUCAUGGGUGCGGGGGAUGCCCCCCUGGGCUUGCAGCCUGGCCACCCCCACUCUUCAUCUCAGGUGAAAAGCAAGCUCCAAAUUGGCCCCCCUUCUCCAGGGGAAGCCCAGGGGCCCCUUCUGCCCUCUCCAGCCAGAGGUCUCAAGUUUCUAAAGCUGCCUCCAGCCUCAGAGAAGGUCCCCAGCCCAGGAGGCCCCCAGCUCAGCCCCCAGCUCCCCCGGAACUCCCGAAUCCCCUGCCGGAACAGUGGCUCAGAUGGCAGCCCCUCCCCACUGCUGGCCCGCAGGGGUCUGGGUGGAGGAGAGCUGUCCCCGGAGGGGGCGCAGGGCCUACCCACCAGCCUGUCACCCUGUUCUACAACCCCAGACUCUGCACAGCUCAGACCUCCCCAGUCAGCCUUGUCCACCACGCUAUCCCCAGGACCAGUGGUGUCUCCCUGCUACGAGAACAUCCUGGACCUUUCCCGGAGCACCUUUAGGGGGCCUUCCCCAGAGCCACCUCCAUCCCCACUGCAGGUGCCCACCUACCCACAGCUAACUCUAGAGGUACCACGGGCCCCCGAGGUCCUCAGGAGCCCUGGAGCGCCCUCCAGCCCCUGCCUCCCAGAAUCCUGCCCCUAUGGGAGCACCCAGGAGAAGAGUUUGGACAAGGCAGGCUCCGAAUCUCCCCAUCCUGGCCGCAGGACCCCAGGCAGCUCAUCCAAGAAGCCCAGCCAGGGGGCAGGGCGGCGACCUGGGGAUCCUGGCCACACACCUCUGCGGGACAGACUGGCAGCCCUGGGGAAACUGAAGACUGGCCCUGAGGGGCCCCAGGGCCCAGAGAAGAACGGGGUGCCGGCCAGGCCUGGCACCGAAAAGGCCCGGGGAGCAGGGAGGUCAGGGGAGAGCACUGGAGACAUGGUGUCCCCCGGCCCCAGGCCCCCUGAGCAGCCAGAAGCCAAGGGGGCCCUGCGGGGGGCAGUGGCCUUAGGCACAAGCAGCCUGAAGCAGCAGGAACCCGGGCUUCUGGGGGACCCCGGGGCCCGAGUCUACUCCUCCCACUCGAUGGGGGCCCGGGUAGACCUGGAGCCUGUCUCACCAAGGAGCUGCCUCACCAAAGUGGAGCUGGCCAAGAGCCGGCUGGCAGGGGCCCUGUGCCCCCAGGUACCCCGCACCCCUGCCAAAGUGCCCACCUCAGCCCCCAGCCUCGGCAAGCCCAAUAAGAGCCCCCACGGCAGCCCUACAAAGCUACCUUCCAAGUCACCCACCAAGGUGGUGCCCCGACCUGUGGCCCCACCAGGCACCAAGGAGCCCCCCAAGCCUGACAAGGGGAAGGGCCCACCUUGGGCAGACUGUGGUGGCCCCACAGCCCAGCCCACGCCCCCAGCACCUGGCCCCGCUGACCCAAGCCAAGGCCCUGAGGGGCGGGCCCCACACUCGGCCAUUGAGGAGAAGGUGAUGAAGGGCAUUGAGGAGAAUGUGCUGCGGCUCCAGGGCCAGGAGCGGGCACCAGGCACCGAGGCCAAGCACCGCAACACCAGCAGCAUCGCCAGCUGGUUCGGCCUUAAGAAGAGCAAGCUGCCAGCACUGAACCGGCGCACGGAGGCCACCAAGAGCAAGGAAGGGGCUAGUGGGGGCUCCCCACUCCGGAAGGAGGUCAAGAUGGAAGCCCGGAAGCUGGAGGCUGAGAGCCUCAACAUCUCCAAGCUAAUGGCUAAGGCAGAAGACCUGCGCCGGGCGCUGGAGGAGGAGAAGGCCUACCUGAGCAGCAGGGCCCGGCCACGGCCCGGGGGACCAGCACUGGGGUCCAGUGCAGGGCUGGGACAGGUGCAGGGCCAGCUGGCUGGCAUGUAUCAGGGUGCAGACACCUUCAUGCAACAGCUGCUCAACAGGGUGGAUGGCAAGGAGCUGCCACCCAAGAGCUGGCGGGAGCCCAAACCCGAGUAUGGCGAUUUCCAGCCGGUGUCCUCUGACCCCAAGAACCCCUGGCCAGCUUGUGGGCCCCGAAAUGGCCUGGUGGGCCCUCUUCAGGGCUGUGGAAAGCCUCCUGGGAAGCCGAGCAACGAGCCGGGGAGGCGGGAAGAGAUGCCCUCGGAGGACAGCCUGGCCGAGCCAGUGCCCACCUCGCACUUCACAGCCUGUGGCUCCUUGACUCGAACCCUGGACAGUGGCAUUGGGACCUUCCCGCCCCCAGACCAUGGCAGCAGUGGGACCCCCAGCAAGAAUCUUCCUAAGACCAAGCCACCACGGCUGGAGCCCCCACCCGGGGUGCCCCCAGCUCGACCCCCACCCCUUACCAAAGUCCCCCGCCGUGCCCACACGCUGGAGCGUGAGGUGCCAGGCAUAGAGGAGCUGCUGGUGAGUGGGCGGCACCCCAGCAUGCCGGCUUUCCCAGCACUGCUCACCGCUGCUCCAGGCCACCGGGGCCAUCAGACCUGUCCUGACGAUCCCUGUGAAGACCCAGGUCCUCCCCCUCCUGUCCAGCUGGCCAAGAACUGGACCUUCCCCAACGCAAGGGCAGCCGGCAGCUCUGCUGACCCUUUCCUAUGCCCACCCCGACAGUUGGAGGGGCUUCCCAGGACCCCCAUGGCCCUGCCCGUGGACCGGAAGCGGAGCCUGGAGCCCAGCCGCCCAGCCCCGACGCCCCAGGGCCCAGCGUUUGGGGGUAGCCGCACCCCCAGCACAUCAGACAUGGGCGAGGAAGGGAGAGUGGCCAGCGGGGGCCCCCCAGGGCUUGAGACCUCAGAGUCUCUCAGCGACUCGCUCUACGACUCACUCUCCUCCUGUGGGAGUCAGGGCUGAAGGGCUGUGCCACACCACGGCCCCUCUCUGGAGUUGGAGACCACAGACUGGACCUGCCCUCCUCAUGCCCUGCCCCUUGGGGCCAGCGGGGCCCCUUCCUGAAGGGACCAAGGAGGCAGAUGGACAAGAAGGUGAAGGGGGUCCCUGGCACACCCCACUGCUGCUGUGGAGGAGAUGACCGCUCUCAGCUCAGGGAGAGACCCCACCCUUGGUCCCUUCUCUCACCCAGAGUGAGGCUCGUCCUCUGAGGGACUGGGGGUUCAAGGCCGCUGUGUCCCGGCCCCCAGCUCGCACUUCAGGCUGAGCCAUCUUGUGGUGCUGGGCUUCCUGCCCACUGGCCAUGCCAUCUCCGCCCAACCUGGCUGCUCCCUGCCCCGGCACCCCCACGGGGCCAGCCCGGAGGCCCCAUGACGGUGGAGUUCGGGGCAAGCGGUCAAGUUGCCUUCUCUCUCUGUCUGCCCUGGUCCUCCCUGCUGUCUGGAUGGUGCUGCCCUCCCCUGCCCCAUGUCUUUGGGGUUCGUUGUUUGUCUUUUUGUUGUUUUUAUAUUAAAGCACCUGGCCCGGUCCCCAUCCCCCUAUCCCGCACUGCGGUUAAUUUAUCUGUUGUUAAAAACGCGGCUGCUCUGCUUCCAGCCUCUGCUUCUGCCGUAUCCCUAAUAAAACGUGGAGGCCCCUCCCUGC
Messenger RNA from Ceratotherium simum simum (southern white rhinoceros), 4882 nucleotides. RefSeq names its product NCK associated protein 5 like (gene NCKAP5L). Lineage: Eukaryota; Metazoa; Chordata; Mammalia; Perissodactyla; Rhinocerotidae. Gene Ontology annotation, cellular component: microtubule plus-end. The record is from RefSeq and is a predicted model, not a curated record. Gene Ontology annotation, biological process: microtubule depolymerization; microtubule bundle formation.